Polypterus senegalus (gray bichir) is the source of this 3773-nucleotide messenger RNA. RefSeq lists its product as uncharacterized. NCBI's taxonomy places the organism in Eukaryota, Metazoa, Chordata, Cladistia, Polypteriformes, Polypteridae. The coding region runs from base 76 to 2889 and encodes 937 amino acids. The record is from RefSeq and is a predicted model, not a curated record. The transcript has 7 exons.
CUUUAGUACUGGAAGGUCACCCUUUCCUUCAUCCUCACAACUUGAUAGUCAGGUUAAGAAGAGCAGAACAAAAAAAUGGAAUUUGAAACAGUUACAUUUCACUAUCGAAGAGUAGAAAGACCUGCAAUCUUCCAACUAUUGGCAAACAUAACUCAAUUGGAUUUGAAUGUUGAGGCAAACCCUGGAGAACUGAUACUCAAGUCAGCAAAAGCAAUUCCUGUCCUGAAAGACAAGGAGGGUGUAGUAUUGAUUGCUGCUACAGAGUUUGGCAAGGGUCGAAUGGUAGUUUUUGGCCAUGAAGCAUAUCUAAAAGAGCCUAAAAUCCAAAUGUUUAUAUGCAAUUGUGUGAAAUGGCUGAAAUCAAAUCCAGAUGCUGUGGUGGGUAUUCCUAAAUACUAUGAGAGUGUUGCAAGCAUUCUCACAGCUGCUGGCCACAAGGUCAAAGUAUCAGACAAGUUUGACAGAAGUAUGGGAGUGUUCUUCAUCAACGGACAGGAACAAAUCUCACAGCUCUCUGAAAUCACUGAAUUUAUCAAGGGAGGCGGGGGAGUCAUGAUUGGAGCCCAGGCUUGGUAUUGGUGCAGUUGCAAUCCUGGCAAAGAUCCCUUGGCUCACUUUCCUGCAAACAAGUUCACAGGAUUGGCGGAUAUCUAUUUUGGACCAAAUGCCAGACCCCCGGGCUGUUUUACAAUUCACACUACAACAUGUCCUGAGAAGUCAAAAACAUUUAUAAAGCCAUCUGAUAAGACGCCUGCAAUCUUCCAGCUAUUGGAGAACGUAACUGAAUUGGAUCUGACCAUUGAGGCAGACCCUGGAGAACUGAUAGUCAAGUCAGCUAAGGCAAUUCCUAUCCUGAAAGACGAGGAUGGCACAAUAUUGAUGGCUGCCACAGAAUAUGGCAAGGGUCGAAUGGUAGUUUUUGGCCACGAGUCUUAUCUAAAAGAGCCUAACAUCAAGAAGCUUAUAUGCAAUUGUGUGAAAUGGUUGAAACCAAAUCCAGAUGCUGUGGUAGGUAUCCCUAAAUACUGUGAGAGUGUUGCAAGCAUUCUCACAGCUGCUGGCCACAAGGUCAAAGUAUCAGACAAGUUUGACAGAAGUAUGGGAGUGUUCUUCAUCAACGGACAGGAACAAAUCUCACAGCUCCAUGAGAUUACUGAAUUUAUCAAGGGAGGUGGAGGUGUCCUGAUUGGAACACAGGCUUGGUAUUGGUGCUGCUGCAAUCCUGGCAAAGAUCCCUUGACUCACUUUCCUGCAAAUAAACUCACAGGAUUGGCGGAUAUCUAUUUUGGACCAAAUUCCAGAGCACGGGGCUUUUUUACAAUUCAUAUGAUAACAUGCCCUGAGAAGUCAAAAACAAGUAUUAAGACAACUGAGCAGGUGCCUGCGAUCUUCCAGCUCCUGGAGAACAUAACUGUAUUGGAUUUGAACAUUGAGGCAGACCCUGGAGAACUGGUAGUCAAGUCGACUAAAGCAAUCCCUAUCCUAAAAGACCAGGCUGGUGCAGUAUUGAUGGCUGCCACAGAGUAUGGCAAGGGUCGAAUGGUAGUUUUUGGCCACGAAGCAUAUCUAAAAGAGCCCAACAUCCAAAUGCUUAUAUGCAAUUGUGUGAAAUGGCUGAAAUCAAAUCCAAAUGCUGUGGUGGGUAUUCCUAAAUUUUACGAGAGUGUUGCAAGCAUUCUGACAGCCGCUGGCCACAAGGUGAAAAUAUCAGACAAGUUUGACAGAAGUAUGGGAGUGUUCUUCAUCAACGGACAGGAACAAAUCUCACAGCUCCCUGAGAUUACUGAAUUUAUCAAGGGAGGCGGAGGAGUCAUGAUUGGAGCCCAGGCUUGGUGCUGGUGUAGCGAAAACCCAGGCAAAGAUCCCUUGACUCACUUUCCUGCAAACAAACUCACAGGAUUAGCAGAUAUCUAUUUUGGAGCAAAUAAAAGACCCCGGGGAUAUUAUACAAUUCAUUUGACAACUUCUGGGGAGUCAAAAACAUUUAUUAAGACAUCUGAUCAGGUGCCCACAAUCUUCCAGCUGCUGGAAAACAUAACUGUAUUGGAUUUGAACAUUGAGGCAGACCCUGGAGAACUGGUAGUCAAGUCGACUAAGGCAAUCCCUAUCCUAAAAGACCAAGCUGGUGCAGUAUUGAUGGCUGCCACAGAGUAUGGCAAGGGUCGAAUGGUAGUUUUUGGCCACGAAGCAUAUCUAAAAGAGCCCAACAUCCAAAUGCUUAUAUGCAAUUGUGUGAAAUGGCUAAAAUCAAAUCCAAAUGCUGUGGUGGGUAUUCCUAAAUUUUACGAGAGUGUUGCAAGCAUUCUGACAGCCGCUGGCCACAAGGUGAAAAUAUCAGACAAGUUUGAUAGCAGCAUGGGAGUGUUCUUCAUCAACGGACAGGAACAAAUCUCACACCUCCCUGAGAUUACUGAAUUUAUCAAGGGAGGCGGAGGAGUCAUGAUUGGAGCCCAGGCUUGGUGCUGGUGCAGUGAAAACCCAGGCAAAGAUCCCUUGACUCACUUUCCUGCAAACAAACUCACAGGAUUAGCAGAUAUCUAUUUUGGACCAAAUAAAAGACCUCGGGGACUUUUCAGAAUUCAUUUGACAUCAAGUCUUCAGAGGUUAACGCAAGGAGCACCUGAAGCAUUUGGUACAUUUGGAACACACCUAGUGCAUGGAGAACAUGGAGAACAUGGAGAACAUGGAGGACAUGGAGGACAUGGAAUUCAUAUGACACAUGGAAUGCAUGGAGAACAUGGAAUAUGUGGAGCACUUGGAGGAAAUGAAAAACAUGUUCACUCCGCAGAAACAUUUGUUAAGGAGCAGGAAAGUGGACUUCAUCGGGAGGUCCAAAACGUACCAGGGUUUUUUUAUACUGAGCACAAGACAAUUUCAUACUGGAAGUAAAAACUGAAGACGUAAGACAUGUUGAUUUGAAUAUUCGUUCAUUCUGAGCUUUAUCUCUUUUCUAAUAAUGUUCUGAAAAAGACUAAAAUGAUAAUAGAAAUAUUGCAAUGCAUGGCGUAUGUAAUCAACGACAAUGAUCAAGUGUAUAAUCAACAAUGAAUGAUAAUAUUUAAUGGGUUUUUGAAAACAAAAAUCAGGAACUCAAUAUUUUAUUUUAAUUGAGCUUAUGUAAAAUCUGGGAUCUUUGGGAACAAAUGUAGUUCAACAUGCCAAACAUUAUAACAACUUUAAUUUAAUAUUUUAAUCAAAAAAUAUGUUUAAAUUGAAAGUAGACAGAGCAUUUGCUGUUAAUAUUUUUUGUUACUGGUAUCAGGGUUUAGAAAAAACUUUUAUAAAACCAGCACUGCUUUACUAGAGCCUUAGUUUUACAUCUUGCAGAGAGUUAUGAUUUGUGUGGAGUUUGAAUGUUCUCCCUGUGUUUUUAAGUUUUUUUCUACAGGUUCUAUUAAUUUCCUCCAAUGUUGCAAGACUUUCAUGUUAUUUCAUUUUAAAUUAGCCUCAUCUGGGUCUGCACUUCAGAGUAAUUUGACAUUAAGCAGUUUUCUAAAUGCAACAUCAAAAUCUGAUUUACUCACAUGCCCAUAAUCAAUAUUGCUGGCUAACUAUAAAGAACAACUGCACAUGUUUAAGACAAAGAUCCUGCUGACAAUUAAAAAUUGCAUGUCUCAGUUCCGGAGAAAAUUUGAUUGUUCCCUCGCUAAUAGUUUAAUAGUUAGUUUUUCUCAUGAUUUUCUUGAUGAUUUAGCUGUGAUUAUAUUUUCUGUGCUACUUGAUUCAUUCCUUUAUUGUUAAAUUUAAUCAAUCAAUAAAUAAAUGCAUUAAAU